AUGGAGGCCGAGCAUUACAUGGAUAACUUUGUGGCUUUCAAGAAAGGCAAUACUGGAGUGGGCAGUAAGCAUGAUGAAGGACAACGUUGUGAAUCCGCUAAUGGGCUAUGUUUGAAACAAACCAAUCCGAGCCAUGCAGUGAGAUUGGAUGAAGAUGUUGUUGGUUUGUCUCUCCAAGAAAACAACAUUCCAUCCGACAGGGGUAGGGCCGAAUGCUCACCACGUAAAGCCUCACUCCCCCUCAGCCUGAGAACUAAUCCAAUUCCAUUGCAAGAUUGCACAAACAGUGUUCCCAAUUCUAAUCCACAAGUAUCCAUUCGAACCUGGAAGAAGUUGGCCCGUGAACCAGGUGGUGGCUGGUUCCCAGCACCACCGGGCCCAAUGAGUUGCCUUAGCUGGAACUGUCGUGGGCUUGGGAACCCACAGACAAAAGAUGAACUAGUUACGUUGGUACGUAACAAAGAUCCCAAGCUGAUUUUCUUAAUGGAAACCAAGGUUGAGAAAUCAGUUUUAGUACGAAUUGGUAGAAAGAUACAUUAUGCUAAUCUUUUUGAGGUUCCACGUCAUAACACUGGGGGUGGUCUUGCUUUGUUUUGGACUGCUGAUUCUAAUGUGGAUGUUCAAUCUUUUUCAGAAAAUCAUAUUGAUGCUAUUAUUGACCAUGGAGUUGAUGACGCCUGGCGGUUCACUGGUUUCUACGGAGACCCUGAGACCACCAGCCGGGAAAACUCCUGGUCCAUGCUCAGAACUUUGAGUACACGGUUUACUCUCCCUUGGUUGUGUAUUGGUGAUUUUAAUGAAAUCUUAUAUGCAGAUGAGAAACAGGGUUGGCUUGAUAGACCGGAGAGGCAAAUGCAGGGUUUUCGUGAUGCUCUUGAUUUUUGCAGGUUGAAGGAUUUGGGGUUUAAUGGCUUCCCAUUCACAUGGUGUAACAGGCGCCCAGGAAAUCAAAAUGUUUGGAUUCGAUUGGAUAGAGGGGUUGCUACCGUUGAUUGGAUUCUGAAAUUCCCUACCUCCAGAAUUCACCAUUUGGAUGCUUUUCAUUCUGAUCACAAGCCUAUACUCCUAAGCCCAGAUCUAGAACAAAACCGGUUUUAUAAAAAAGGACGUCCUUUCUGGUUUGAAGCCAUGUGGUUAAAGGACAGGUCCUGUGAAGAGGUAAUUCGAGAUUCUUGGGGAGUUGGGAUGGUACAAGCCACGGCAUGGGGUUUCAAUAGCAAAAUUUCUACCUGCCAAACAAAUCUUAGAGUGUGGAAUAAAAAGACUUUUGGCCAUGUUCGACAUUCUCUAAAGAAAAAAUUAGCUGAGUUGAAGUCGGAGGAGGAGAGUGGAGGGUACAGAAACAAUCCUUUUCGGAUUCAGGAGUUACGAGACGACAUCCAACAGUUACAAGCACGAGAGGAGUGUAUGUGGAAGCAAAGAUCUAGAAACAGAUGGCUUAAGGAAGGGGACAAGAACACAAGAUAUUUUCACUGUAGAGCAAAUCAAAGGAAUAGGCGGAAUUUGAUUACAGGAUUGGAAGAUGACAAUGGAAUUUGGGUAGAAGAUGAGGUCGGCUUGGGGAAGGUGGUGGAGGGCUAUUUCGAUCAAAUUUUCACCAGUUCAAAUCCGCAUGGUUUUGACACUAUCUUGUGUGGUAUCCAAAGUGUUGUGGGGAUGGAUUCGACUGAGCAGUUAGAGGGUGAUUUACAAGCUAGUGAAGUCAAAGAAGCUCUCAAUCAAAUGGCCCCCCUCACAGCCCCUGGUCUUGAUGGUAUGUCUCCUGUAUUCUAUAAGUCUUUCUGGCACAUUGUAGGGGAAGACGUGACUGCAGUGGUGCUCCGAGCCUUAAACUCAGGUCUUGUUCCAGAAUCCAUAAAUACUACUUUCAUCACCCUCAUACCCAAAAUUAAAAACCCCAAGAAAGUUUCAGACUUUAGGCCAAUAAGUUUGUGUAAUGUCAUCUAUAAACUUAUUGCUAAAGUGGUGGCUAACCGUUUGAAAAAGUUUCUAGCUAUUUCUGUGCCAGAUUCGCAGAGUGCUUUCCUUUCAGGUCGGUUGAUAUCUGAUAACAUUCUUGUGGCUUUUGAGACGCUUCAUUAUUUGAAGAGAAAAACACGAGGCAAAAUGGGUUUUAUGGCUCUAAAGCUUGAUAUGAGUAAAGCUUAUGACCGGGUGGAGUGGAGUUUUGUGGAGGCAAUAAUGCAACAUUUGGGGCUUGGGGAGAGGAUGAGAAGAAUAAUUAUGUCAUGCAUGAAGUCAGUGUCGUACUCAAUUCUUCUCAAUGGGCAGCCAGUUGGAAACAUUAAACCCUCUAGGGGGCUCCGCCAAGGUUACCCUUUGUCACCGUAUCUGUUCCUAUUGUGUGCCAUAGGUCUACAAGGCUUAUUGAAAAAGGCAGAGAUGGAAGGUAGGGAAGUUCUCAUUAAAGCUGUCAUUCAAGCCAUACCAACGUACACUAUGGGUUGUUUCAAGCUACCCAAAGGGUUGAUCAAAGAGCUAGAAGUCCUUAUUAGGAAGUUCUGGUGGGGCUAUAAUGAUGAUUCAAGGAAGGUGCAUUGGGUUAGUUGGGAGAGGUUAUGUGAGGCAAAAGAAGUGGGUGGAAUGGGUUUCAAAGAAAUUGAGAAGUUCAAUGACGCUCUCCUUGCUAAGCAAGUAUGGCGGAUGAUGCAAAACUCGGAGUCCCUUUGCUUUAGGGUCUUCAAAGCCCGUUUCUUCCCAAAUUGCUCUAUUCUUGAUGCCAAGGAGUCAAAUACCGGAUCCUAUGCAUGGAAGAGCAUUCUUGGUGCUCGGGAUGUUAUUAGAAAGGGUAUGAUGUGGCGUAUUGGGAAUGGUCAAUCUGUUCGAAUUAAGGAAGACAAGUGGCUCCCGGUAAAAUCAAGUAGAGUAAUCCUCUCCCCUCUCCCCUUAGUUAUGGCGGAAACUAAGGUCAGCUCUCUUAUCAAUCUAGAGCUGGGUGUGUGGAAAUCUGAGGAGGUUAACCGGGUUUUUCUACCUCAUGAAACUUCUUUGGUAUUGGGGAUUCCACUUAGCCACAGAAAACCCCCUGACCGUGUGACUUGGGCAUGCACUCCAUCAGGGGAGUAUAGCACAAGCAGCGCCUAUAAAUUGCUAGCUGCCUCGGCUUCAACAGCCCAUGCAAGUUCAUCCAACCAGGCCUCUCAGAGAAGUUUUUGGAAAGGAAUUUGGAAGCUGCAGGUGCCCAACAAGAUUAAACACUUCGUUUGGAGAGUUUGUAACAAUGCUCUGCCUACCAAGUGUAACCUGAAGCGGCGUCAUAUUACAGAGUCAGACUUGUGCGAGUUGUGCAAAGAUACCCCGGAAGAUGCCUUUCAUACACUGUGCUUUUGCAGCCUCGUAGCCCCUGUGUGGCAACCUUUCCACUGGUUCCAAACCAUGAUAUCUCCCCCUCCCCUUAAUUUCUGUGAUUUACUUAACAAGCUUUUGCAGGUUCGGGAUGAUCUCAGAACAGAGUUGUUCGCAACAAUCGCUUGGUGCUUGUGGAACAGACGAAAUGCUCUUCAUUUUGGUCGCCCAGCUAAUCCCAUGGUGAAUAUCAGUUUCGUUGCUAGUGCACUGGUACAGGAAUUCAUUGCUAGCCAGAUUCCAGAAAUCCCUAUCCAUCAACCUUCUGCUCAGCAUCAAUGGCGCCCUCCAGAACCAGAUGCAGUCAAAGUGAACUUCGAUGCGGCACUCUUCAAACGGACGAACUCAGCUGGUAUUGGCAUCAUCGUACGUGAUUGGAGAGGAGUUUCCCUUGCUGCCUUGUCCAUGCCUAUUCCGCUAUCUUCAUCAGUUGCUGAUAUGGAAGCGCUGGCCUGUCUCAGAGCGGUCCAAUUAGCAGCAGAGUUGGAGUUUCAAUGCGUAAUCUUUGAAGGUGACUCGGCCACAGUCAUUUCUGCAGUAAACCAGGGGUCUUCACUACUAUCUUCCUUUGGAAAUAUUGUUGACGAUAUUCGGUAUUUACUUCCUAGUUUUUCUUCAGCUACUUUUAGUCAUGUCAACCGCACUGGUAAUUUAGUUGCGGAUGCUCUCACAAAAAAGGCUUCUUCCAACGUAGGUAGCCAAGUUUGGAUGAAUGCUUUACCUUCAGACAUUGCCGUUUUGGUAGACUUUGAUGUUCAUUAG
Messenger RNA from Quercus lobata, 4107 nucleotides. RefSeq lists its product as uncharacterized. Bases 1 to 4107 code for a protein of 1368 amino acids. The transcript has 3 exons. The record is from RefSeq and is a predicted model, not a curated record. NCBI's taxonomy places the organism in Eukaryota, Viridiplantae, Streptophyta, Magnoliopsida, Fagales, Fagaceae. Gene Ontology annotation, molecular function: nucleic acid binding; RNA-DNA hybrid ribonuclease activity.